Molecule: messenger RNA, 1315 nt
Organism: Quercus robur (English oak)
Lineage: Eukaryota; Viridiplantae; Streptophyta; Magnoliopsida; Fagales; Fagaceae
Product: phosphoglycolate phosphatase 2
Exons: 11
Coding region: 125-1057 (310 amino acids)
Molecular function (GO): phosphatase activity
Source: RefSeq, a predicted model, not a curated record
UUAUUCCGAAGUAGCAAAAUCCAAGCGUGCAGCUUUCUCUUUCGGUUCCAACUCUUCCCCAUACGUAUGUAUUUUUUCCACUGCUGUGCCGUGCUACUGCUUACAUUUCACGCUCCCUCAACCAAUGAACAUGAACGUUGCAGAGAGACAAAGAGACUGUCAUUCCCAGCUUCUCUCCUCUCACAACGCCCGAGAUCUUCUCAACUCUGUCGAUGCUUUUCUCUUCGACUGUGACGGUGUGAUAUGGAAGGGUGAUACGCUCAUCGAUGGAGUCUCACAGACAUUAGAUAUGCUUCGCUCCAAGGGCAAGAAGUUGGUGUUUGUCACCAAUAACUCCACAAAAUCAAGGAGACAGUAUGCUAAAAAAUUCCAAUCCUUGGGAAUUUCUGUCUCUGAGGAUGAGAUAUUUUGCUCAUCUUUUGCAGCUGCUAUGUUCUUGAAGGUCAAUAAUUUUCCUAGAGAAAAAAAGGUUUAUGUGAUUGGUGAGGAAGGUAUAUUAGAAGAGCUGCAGCUUGCUGGAUUUACAGGUCUUGGUGGUCCGGAAGAUGGCAAAAAGACAGUACAGCUGAAACCGAAUUGCCUCUUUGAACAUGAUAAGACUGUUGGAGCUGUUGUAGUUGGACUAGACCAGUACAUAAACUAUUACAAGCUUCAAUAUGGAACCCUUUGCAUUCGUGAGAAUCCGGGAUGCCUAUUCAUUGCUACUAACCAGGACGCAGUUGGACACAUGACUGAUUUGCAAGAGUGGCCAGGUGCAGGGUGUAUGGUGGCUGCCAUAUGUGGUUCAACCCAGAAGGAGCCUGUUGUAGUUGGGAAACCAUCAACCUUUUUAAUGGACUUCUUACAACAAAAAUUUCAAAUCAGUUGCCCCAAAAUGUGUAUGGUGGGUGAUAGAUUAGACACUGAUAUCUUAUUUGGAAAGAAUGCUGGUUGCAAAACUCUUCUUGUGUUUUCAGGCGUAACUAGUCAAUCUACUCUUCAUGACCCUUCAAAUAGUAUUGAACCAGAUUACUAUACAAACAAACUUUCGGACAUCUUGGAACUGCUGGGACCGUGAACCAACCAUUGCACACACCAACAUUCUCUUGGCCCAUUUAUAUAUGCUGGUCGCCUAUCUUGUGGCAAUCAUUGUCAUGAUGCUUAGUACCAUUUUCUUGUACUAGGUGGGUACCCUAUUGGUAAAAUGGUUCUCAAUCCACACCACAUUUAUUUAUGUGAUGUUUUUCAGUGGAAUGGAGUGCUGAAAUGGUUGGAGACCACAAUAAUAGCUAUGAACUCUUGAUUCAUUAUACCAAUAAAUUUUCAUUUUUAGUUA